CAGGGCGCUUUACGCGGAAGUCGGAGGCACUCCAGUCCCAGCCUCCUCUGGGAGCGGGCUGUGGAUGACCGGUGCUGAUCCGCGCUUCUCGGUUUCGAUCCCGUGCGCGCUCUUUGAGGGUGCCGGGACAGGUUGAAGCCAUGGCCAUUCUAUUUGCUGUUGUUGCCAGGGGAACCACUAUCCUUGCCAAACAUGCUUGGUGUGGAGGAAACUUUUUGGAGGUGACAGAGCAGAUUCUGGCUAAGAUACCUUCUGAAAAUAACAAACUAACGUAUUCACAUGGCAAUUAUUUGUUCCAUUACAUCUGUCAAGACAGGAUUGUAUAUCUCUGUAUCACUGAUGAUGAUUUUGAACGGUCUCGAGCUUUUACUUUUCUGAAUGAGAUAAAAAAGAGGUUUCAAACUACAUAUGGUUCGCGAGCACAGACAGCACUUCCAUACGCCAUGAAUAGUGAGUUCUCAAGUGUCUUGGCUGCACAACUGAAGCAUCACUCCGAGAAUAAGGGCCUAGACAAAGUGGUGGAGACUCAAGCUCAAGUGGACGAACUAAAAGGAAUAAUGGUCAGAAACAUAGAUCUGGUGGCUCACCGUGGAGAAAGAUUGGAACUACUGAUAGACAAAACAGAAAACCUUGUCGAUUCAUCUGUCACCUUCAAAACAACCAGCAGAAAUCUUGCCCGAGCCAUGUGUAUGAAGAAUCUGAAGCUCACUGUUAUCAUCAUCAUUGUAUCAAUUGUUUUCAUCUAUGUCAUUGUGUCUCUUGCCUGUGGUGGAUUUACAUGGCCAACCUGUGUGAAAAAAUAA
Chrysochloris asiatica (Cape golden mole) is the source of this 803-nucleotide messenger RNA. It is a transcript of the gene VAMP7, whose product is annotated as vesicle-associated membrane protein 7. Gene Ontology annotation, biological process: vesicle fusion; exocytosis. Gene Ontology annotation, cellular component: membrane; SNARE complex. Bases 141 to 803 code for a protein of 220 amino acids. Gene Ontology annotation, molecular function: SNAP receptor activity; SNARE binding. Lineage: Eukaryota; Metazoa; Chordata; Mammalia; Afrosoricida; Chrysochloridae. The record is from RefSeq and is a predicted model, not a curated record. The transcript is spliced from 8 exons.